This is a messenger RNA of Tachysurus vachellii, 2791 nucleotides long. RefSeq lists its product as uncharacterized. NCBI's taxonomy places the organism in Eukaryota, Metazoa, Chordata, Actinopteri, Siluriformes, Bagridae. The record is from RefSeq and is a predicted model, not a curated record. Gene Ontology annotation, molecular function: protein binding. The coding region runs from base 45 to 1364 and encodes 439 amino acids. The transcript is spliced from 8 exons.
UCUAUCUGUUUUGUCUCUCUAUCAGUUCUGCAGCUUCUGCUGUCAUGAUGUGGUCUGUUCCUUUAAUCUUGUGCUUGAUUUCAUUAGUGGUGAAUGUAGGGCCUUCAUUCUCUUCUUGCACUACCAGUGUGAGUGUUAAGGAUUUGGGCUGCCAGCUGAACUGGAGCUGUUCUGCUGUCACCAGCACCAUGACCUUCACUGUCCAGACAAAGGUUCAAGGGUGGGUCGACUGGCAGAACGUAUCUCAGUGUGUCCAGAUCACCUCCAGUAGUUGUGAUCUUUCUCAGGUCUUCACUGAUUUGGAGCUCUACAAGUUUGUCAGACUGGAACUGAACCAGGGACAUGGGAAAAUAAAUCUGACUUCAACUGAGCUUUGUGACCCACUCAAUGAAUUGAAUCCGAUUUUUAGCCCCCCCUCACUGUCCCUCUCUCUCAAAGAGCAGCAGCUCUUGGUGGAGGUGAUAUUUCCAUGUGCUCCAUACGCUAUCUGUCAGACUGAGAAACAGGGGACAGAUGAUGAAUUGGAAAAACAAACCUGCUGUCCUCUAACUGAUUUCCUGCCACUGAACACCACAGUGACUCUUUAUAAUAAACAUGAUGGGAAUGUUAUUCAGACUGUCACUGAGGUGGUAGAUGCUAGUCCAUGUAAGCUGAACUUUGAGUUCACUCCGGGUAAUGAGUACUGUGCUGUGGCUCACUUUGCCUCCUCUCCCCUCUCUAAGCCAGAGUGUAUCCACAUCCCUCUGGAAUACCCAAACCUUUUCAUCCAGGCCCUGUGUGGUGUCUUUGUUGCUUUUCUUCUCAUUAUGGGAUUUGUGCUGAGAAGAUGGUGCUGUUUGUGUGCUUCAACCGACCUCAGACUCCCUAAAUCUCUGAUGUCUCUUCAGAUUCAGGAUCCAGAGGGUUCUGUUGUGGAUGAACCCAGACAGGCAGACUUUGAAGAAGAGGAGCCUAUUGUCCAUCUCUCCAUCAUCUCUCUUAAUGACAUGCUUCCUUCUAACCCCCACUCAUUUUAUCCACACUUCCACUGUCUUGGGGAUCAAUAUUACACCACUGCUAUUAUGCCUGACCGGUUUUGUGAUGGAAAUGACACUGUUUACUACUCCAGAGAUGUUGAAACAGAUGGUGUCGCAGAUUGUGCAUCUCCAAAUCACUAUCCAUGGCCACGCUGGUCAUCACUCCCUGUUCUCAGAACAGGGAUGGUAUGUUUGUUGGGUAACUUUCUUCCAUCUGAGUUCUCAAUGAUUCCUUUAAGCUCGGUCAGAGUAGCUGAAGAACAGAUAGCUAAGAUGGAGUCGGAUCAUUCUAUCACAGUACUUCCAGACAUGUAUAGCGACAGUGAUUCAUCUAUAGUUAUCUGCUGACUCAAUCCAAGCCAUUUUGUUUGGUAGUUGUAUUUUAUACCCAUUUCCAUUAUGAUGUAUAUGGAGCAGGGACAUCCAAGAUGCAAGAAUUUUUGACAGAUAUUACCAAACAGCAGAAGAUCUGAUGUCAUCUCUACAACAACCUUUUUUUUUUUUUUAAAGGCAAGUUAAUAUGCUCAAAAAUGCAGCUUAUCUGAGACUGGAAAUUGGUCUGUCCUUAGUGCUGUCGGUGUCAGUAAGGUCAUCUACUACAAACUUGCGUAUGGAAUCAUUUUGUCACCUCAGUAUACUUUAUUUUAUGUAUGAAUAAAUCAGAAGGAAAGGCCGUCAAUCUGUUGAAGAAGCUAACGCAAUCCAAAGUUUGUGUUGAUUUUGGGAGACAAACAUACAGCAGUGUGACUCAUUUCAGAAGGUUGUUAUAAAUCCUUAACUAUUGGUUUUACCUCCUGUGGACUCUCUUCUGCACAAAUAUUGUGUAUGGGGGUCAUGGGUGGUUGUGGCGCACACACACACCCUACUAUAACUUUUUUUCCCCCUCUCGCUGACUCACUGUUGCCUGUCCUGGCUCAGAAUUUCAUGGCCAGCAACUCAAAAUUCACUGCCUUAGUGUGCACUUUAUGCUGAUACUGUAUUUUUCUUUUGCAAAAUUAGGCUCUAAGGAACAGUGGUGACUUUUGGGUAAAUCUUGUUACUGUGUACAGCUUUAAUUGUAAUGACUUUCACCCGUUUCAUCCAUCUUGUUGAGUUUAAGCUGCUGUCUGUUUGAUUUAUGCUAAGUAAACCAGAGGAAAAGAGGUGCAGCCAUUUCACUGCUCUGUAGUUUGACCGUAGUUAUUUUUUAAUUUUGUGUAUAUGUAUGAUUCUCAUUAAUGAAGGAAUUUUGUACUACAGAAUCAAUGUGUGCAAUAAUAAUCAAAAAUAUAGAUGCAGGGUUUCAUUGCUGUAGUUUUAAAUGUCAAGUUGACCCAAAGUGAAAAAUGUGCGAGUGUGAAAGUGUGCUGCUUUAAUAAAGCCACAACCCACAACCUUGAAAGCUCACUGUGAAAAACAUGAGACUGAUGGCAAAUAGUGUGAGUGAGGAAAACCCCGAUUUGAGGUUUUAUUCUGAUAGUGUCUGUGUUUAACAACUACAACCUUGAUUCAGCUUUUUAUAAUGUAUAACUUUUUUUUACUUUUUAGUAUUUGUAAAUAUUUCUUUGUAUUUGGUGCUUUUUUUUUUUUUACUAUUAUAAUAUUGAACCAUAGAUUUAAAAAAAAAAAUUAGACUAUAAAUCAACAAUGCUGAAUUCCUGAUACAGGUGAAUAUUCUUUUCUUUUAUAUAAUUAAAUAUGUAAAUAAAAUUUAAAAGGUGUCUCAAGGACACAAGCAGAGCCAGAUACAAAGUUGUCUGCUAUUUCUUAAAGAGGCUGAGAUGAAAAGAAACUUC